Messenger RNA from Equus quagga, 716 nucleotides. RefSeq names its product transmembrane protein 275 (gene TMEM275). The record is from RefSeq and is a predicted model, not a curated record. Bases 168 to 716 code for a protein of 182 amino acids. The transcript has a single exon. NCBI's taxonomy places the organism in Eukaryota, Metazoa, Chordata, Mammalia, Perissodactyla, Equidae.
UGGAUGUAGCCACAGAACUGAGAUGGGGUUGGAAGCCGAGAUGCCCAGCUGACCCCUCCCUCUUGCUCUGUACCCACAGGACGACUGGGAGCUCUUUCCCUGGCAUGUGUGCUGGCCCGGGCCGGCGGCAGGAGGGAGCUUGAUGAGUGCCCGGCGUCCCCAGGCCGAUGCCGCCCGCAGAGAAGAGCCAGGGACCCCCGGCCCGGGCGCCCGCAGGCCGCGCUCAGGGCCGGUUGCCCGGCCUGCCGUCGCCGGCGCUCUUCUGCGCCUGCGGGCUGUGCCUGCUGCUGGCCGGCGUGAACGUGACGCUGGUGGGCGCCUUCGCCUCUUUCCUGCCCGGGCACAAUGCGCCGCUCAUCGUGGGGCCGGCGCUGCUCGUGCUGGCGCUCGGCUUCUUCGCCGCCUGCUGCGUGUGUAGCCGCCGGAGCUCCGCGUCCCACGCGCGCUCGGGGGCGGCCGCGGGCCCGGGCCAGGGCGGCGGCGGCGGCGCCAGGCCGGUGGCGCUGGAGAUGGAGAGCAGUGAGCGCAUGGCGCAGGACACCACGGCCGUGCAGCUCAGCCCCGCCGCCUCGGCCGCUUCCUCCGGCCGCUCCAGCCCGGGCCCCGGCCCCGGCCCCGGCCCCUUCGCCCUGGAUGCCCCCGCACCCGCCGCCGUCUACGCUCCGCACUCCGAGGGGCUCCAGCUCAAUCUGCCCCGGGAGCGCUUCGCCCCCUAG